AUGCCUGACCGCUUCUAUCCGAGUAAACCUUCUCUCCAUCCCUGUCUCUCUCUCUCUCUCUCUCUCUCUCUCACUCACUCUCUCACGCACACCAUCCCUGUCAUUCUCUCUCUCCCUAUCCCGCCAUUAAACACUUCUUUCUUCCCUUCUUUCUUUCUUCCCUUCUUUUCUUUCUUUCUUUUUUUCUUUCUUUCUUUUUUUCUUUCUUUCUUUUUUUCUUUCUUUCUUUCUUUAACUGGCUUUUAUUAUGCAACACAACGUAAACAUAUAACAUUUCUUCUUUUUUUAACUUUUUUUCUUCUUUCUUUUUUUUUUUCUCUCUUUCUUCUUUUUCUUUAUUUCUUCUUUUCCCUCUCUCUUUCGUCCUGCCUCUUAUCUACACCCUGGACAAACAUUUAUGCCCUCUCAUCUAACCCCUUCGGCAAACAUUUACACCCUCUCAUCUACCCUCUCGGCAAACAUUUACACCCUCUCAUCUAUCCCCUGGACAAACAUUUACGCCCUCUCAUCUACCCCUUCGGCAAACAUUUACACCCUCUCAUCUACCCCCUGGACAAACAUUUACGCCCUCUCAUCUACACCCUCAACAAAUAUUUAUACCUUCGAUAG
Molecule: messenger RNA, 609 nt
Organism: Acanthosepion pharaonis
Lineage: Eukaryota; Metazoa; Mollusca; Cephalopoda; Sepiida; Sepiidae
Source: the annotation of a GenBank genome assembly